This is a messenger RNA of Prorocentrum cordatum, 1838 nucleotides long. The record is from the annotation of a GenBank genome assembly. Lineage: Eukaryota; Dinophyceae; Prorocentrales; Prorocentraceae.
GCGUGGCUCGCAGGUCCAACCUGAGGGUGUCUGGGCAGAGGAAUCAGCUGGGGGCUUCGUCGGUUGCAGGGGCGAUCCAUGGCAGAGCGGAACGGCGCCGAGCUUCGCCGCGGCUUUCAGCGGCCACGCCCGCGCGCUGGCGCAUAAGCGUCUGCCGCCCAGCGCAGAUAUCCACGAGGACGAGCAUUGCCGGAGCAAGAAGUGCCGCGACAGCAUGAGCGAUCCGCGCAUGCUGAAACAUAUGGCAAAACUGGCGCACAGAGCUCAGAGGCAGCGCGCGGGCCACUACUGCGGAUGCACCUUCAAGGGCCAGCCAGUGGGGGCCAAGUAUCUCCGACUGGCAAGCAAAAGCUCGAACUACCUCAAGCACGCCAUGGAGGCGGAUACGCCCGCGCAGCAAUGGCAUCGCGUCGCUCGCCGAGCUCCUGUGGAUCUGGAGCAUCGGUGCCUGCGACGCACUGCGGCCGAGGAGUGGAACCUCGCCGCGAACGUCCACCGCCAUGAUCACCGGGCCGCGGAAUUCCAGCGCACCUUCCGGUCCGUUGAUUUCAACGGGCGCGCGUUGCUGAUCAAGCGCGAAAGUGGGGAAAAGAAGGACAGCUUCGUGGCGAGGAAGAUUGCCCCAGUGAUGAAGGAGAAGCUCGACGAGGACACAGAGGUUUGGUUGCAGCACUUCCCAGAUUUGUACGGAUAUCGCGGCAAGAACGACACGAAUGCCGGAGUUCGUCUGCUCAGCCCCUGGGAAUUUCUCCGUCAUUGGGCACGCCGCGAGCUGCCGACGCUGAAGAAAAACGAUGCAGAUAUCGGCACUUGUUGCUUGAGCAUGUGGCCACGGCCGGAUGCAGACUUCCAGCUGCGGAGCAAAUGGCGCAUGAAGAAGCGCGUGCGGCCCAUGGCGCCGGCUCCAAACAGCGCGCCGAUGCCGGACAUGCAGCCCGCGCAGCAGGACAAGGCCAGGGUAUAUUCAGUGUAUCUGCGUCAGCGGGUGCUGGGUCGCGGUCGGGCGACGUCGGACGUGCUGCGCCUCGUGGACCUGGGCCUGCCGACAGCUGGCUCUGGCGACGACCCUGCUCACGCGGGAGAGAAGCCGCAGAAGCGCCGAAGAUCCAUGGGAUCCAAAACGGGCCCGUUGGUUGGCGACUGCGCUCUUGCCCGGAGAAGCUACAUCCGCGGCAGCGUCGUGUCCGAGGGGGCGGCGCGGAGGAUCGCGCAAUUCAUGGCCGUGUGCUGCGGGGCCACGAAGGAGAGAGACGACCUCGAUGGGGGUGGCAAGGGCGGCGACGGCAAGCCGGGGGACGCGUCGGAUCAGAAACUCGCGCUGCAGGGGGCGCACGUGGGCGGGAUGGGCGCGAAGAAGUUCGUCGCCGGCGACGACCUCGAUGCGGCGAGCCGAAACCAGCUGCAAUCGGGCGCCGUCCACGAGGGCGCGCAGCUAGCGGCGACAUUGCGGGCUCGACGCGCGCGCCCGUGGCCCGCGGAUCUCGCUGAGGCGGCGCCGACUGGAUGCCUCGAGGCGCCUGCGAACGCCGCGAGCGCUCACAGUCAGAAGAGGCGGUCUAAAAGGACGAAGAAUUUGCAGAUGGAGGCGCAUGUGAAAUGGGGAGAUACCUCUGUGGACGAUUGGCUCAUGCAGUUGGGUCAAGGCAAGAAGCCGCCGAACAAGAACCAGAAGUCUUUCUUGUCGUGCUCAGUGGAGCGUUGCAAGCAGGAACAUCGGAGCCGUCGGGAUCUGGUCUCUCGCCGAGGCGGAAAACAAGUGGCCAUGAAGGGCGAGCCGCUGCGGCGUUGUCUUAUGGGCGUCCCUGGCGCGGGCAAGUCGAAGUGCAUUGAGUACGUGA